CGAAAGGCCACUUUCUCUUCUCUUUUCUAUAAAUAAGGAUUUGGAGGGUGGUCAGGCCUUGGCCAACUAGAAAUAAUCUCCACUCUCCGGCGAGUCACUCAAUCAUCUCCGACAACACUUUCGUACAUUUCUAUAGGGAAUUGUUUUUCAAAGGGCAGAAGAGAAGUAUCAAUUGGAGCAAAUGUUAUUCAUGGUUUGCUCUACCAUUAAAUGUAUUAGUACUUGAAUGUGAGAUUUUCGCUAUCUGUUGGAAUGACAUGAAGCCUAGAUUGAAGAGCAGAGAGCCACUCGCUUUGCUUCUUCUCACAGUGCUCCGACAGCAAAUGCCUUGUUGUUGCAGGAAUGGAUAGUAAGCAAAUAUGUCAACCGCGAUACUCCCCUCUCCUCACUGCUUGUUCAGAAGUGCGCCACAGAACCGAACUGCCAAUGCCUUUGUCAAGACCCCAUCCUCUCUAGGAACCGUAAAGAGCGUCUCUAAAUCCUUUGGAUUGAAAUCCUCAAGUUUUAGAGUGUCUGCAAUGGCAGCAUACAAGAUCAAGCUGAUAACCCCAGAUGGUGAAGAGAAUGAGUUUGAAGCCCCUGACGAUGCUUACAUCUUAGAUUCUGCAGAAAAUGCAGGAGUGGAGCUUCCCUAUUCUUGCAGGGCCGGUGCUUGCUCAACCUGUGCGGGGAAAUUGGAGUCGGGUUCGGUUGAUCAAUCUGACGGAUCUUUUCUUGAUGAGAACCAAAUGAAGCAGGGUUACUUGCUCACUUGCAUUUCAUACCCAACUUCAGAUUGUGUCAUUCACACUCACAAGGAGGAAAAUCUUUACUGAGAGCAUCCAUCAUACCCUGGUCCUCUGUUUUGGUGCAAGGAAAGUCUCGGAUAAGGUUUCAACUUGUUAUCUAUCGAUGUUAUGAACCAAAUCAACCAUGUUCGUUCCCAUAAUUCCAGUCCCCUUUUCUUUCUAGCUUUUUUCAAUGCUGCUUGAAGUUGGUUUUGACUAGAAUCAAUGUUUAAUUAAUUUUUUUUUUAAAAUACUACUAAUAAUAAAUGUUUGUUUAAAA
Molecule: messenger RNA, 1047 nt
Organism: Camellia sinensis
Lineage: Eukaryota; Viridiplantae; Streptophyta; Magnoliopsida; Ericales; Theaceae
Source: RefSeq, a predicted model, not a curated record